Labeo rohita (rohu) is the source of this 1618-nucleotide messenger RNA. RefSeq lists its product as uncharacterized. The transcript has 7 exons. Bases 132 to 857 code for a protein of 241 amino acids. Lineage: Eukaryota; Metazoa; Chordata; Actinopteri; Cypriniformes; Cyprinidae. The record is from RefSeq and is a predicted model, not a curated record.
AUGAAAAACAAAAUGAAAACGACUCAACACACUGUCAACAACAAUAAUGAUUCUAUUCCUAUCUUUACAUACUACUAAUCUGAAUGGAUUUGAAGUUUUCGCUUGAACAUGUUACUUAGUUGCAUUUAAAGAUGCAUAGACAUGACGAUGUGACCAGCUUUUUGCAGCAGUCAGUGUCACCUUUUGACCAGCGUGUGGUGUCUAAAUUCCUGAAGAUCAGACCGAAGAUUUUGGGGGUUUUGGAAAUAUCAAUAGGAAUAACGAUGUUAGUCUUAACAAUCUGGACGGGAUUUUUAUAUCUCCUCUGGUCAUGUUUAAUUUCGAUUUUAACAGGAACAGUGACAGUGGCUGUUGCAUGUACAUAUAACACAUGUCGGGUCAGAAUCUCACAAUUUCUUAACUGUUUCAAUGCCAUAGCAGCUGCUAUCUCCAUCCCAUUUCACUGUCUUGACAGUGAAGGUGUGGCUCUAAUUCUCUUGGUUUUCUGUGAUGCUCUGGUCUUCAUCAUCUCUGUUAUAGUUGCUUCAUCUUCCUGUGACUGCUGCAGGAUGAAGUCAAGACAUGUAGCAGUCAGUUGCAUAAACAGAGAUGUGCCUUAUAUGACUGAUAACAAUAUUGUUCUUCACGGCCAACAAGGCCCUUUUGCACCUCCACCAAACUAUGAUCCAAGUCCUUCAGAGCCUCCACCAAAAUACCAUCCAAGUGCUUUUGCACCUCCACUAAAACAUGAUCCAUAUUCUUAUACACCUCCAGCAAACUACAACCCAAGUCCUUCAGUAUCAUCACCAAACGACAAUCCAAGUCCUUCUGCACCUCCACCAAACUAUGAUCAAAGUCCUUCAGCACUUUCACCAUGAUCCAAGUUCUUCUGCACCUCCACCAAGUUACGAACCAGGUCUUUCUGAACCUCCACCAAGCUACAAUCCAUGUUCUUCUGCACCUUCCGUGAACUAUUAGGUGUUAAAGGGGCAAUUUCUGGUCUGUUGAAGAAAUCAGUUGCAUUUUUGCAACAGAGCAUUUUAUAGUUUUAUAUUUUCAGCAUUUAUUUGUGACACCUUAUAAGCUUCCUUUAUAAGUGCACAACUGUAAACAUGUUUUUUUUUCCGUUGUUUUUACAACCUUGGAAUCAAAACAUCACAGAUACUAACAUUGGAGAUUAGAUUAUAUUCAGUACUGUAAUGUUAAACAUGUUUUUACUGUCUUAGGUGCAUGUAUGUAAAUACAAGAUAAGAUAUUAGUCAUCAUAAAACAUUUAAAAAUAGCCUCUGCCAGCUCAUUCAAGUGUUUUAAGACAUUUAAUCAGAUUAAUAGCAGAUGUGACCAGUGUUAUAUACAAAAAAAGAGACAUUGCUGCGUACAGUAGCUGUAGAAGCCAGGAUAGUGUUAAGUUUCAGAAAUAUCCAUCCUUUCCCAAAACUCUUGUAGGGAUAAGGUUUAGGUGACACUGUCUAAAACAUCUAAUAUAUACUGAUUGUUUUGGAGUCUCCCUUCAUUUAGUAGCCUACAUAAUUCAUAUUGUUUACACAUUGGACGCAUUGCAAUUGUUUUAUACUGAUACGUUAGUUGCAUUUUGGACACUGUGAAUGUGAAUAGACUGGCUGUGUUUUACAAAAAACUA